GUAAGACACUAGCAAGCAGGCAAAAACGCGGCGGCCGGGCCGAUUGCGUGAAACGAGGGUAAGCGAAGCAGCCGAGGUCCUUCAUUUUUACUGCGUCGACGCCAGCGCCGCGUUCCCGGAAAAGCAGCCGUCUGCGGGUCCAGGGAACGAAAAACAGCUAAACCCAGCCACUAAUAGAGUUCCACGCCGCGCGCGCACGACAAGCCGCCAGGAGGCGCAACCCGCCGCGAAAAUGAACAUCUUUCGCUUCGCCGGCGACAUGUCCCACGUCGUCUCCAUCCUCGUGUUACUGUUGCGGCUCCGGUCGAGCAAAAGCGCCGUCGGCAUCUCCCUAAAGACGCAGGAACUCUUCCUCAUCGUCUUCGUGACGCGCUACCUCGAUUUGUUCACGACGUUUUAUAGUUUGUACAACUCCUUCAUGAAGGUCGCGUACAUCGCGUCCACAACCUACAUCAUCUGGAUGAUCCGGUUCCAGGAGCCGUACAAGUCGAAGUACGACGCGUCCCAGGACUCCUUCCUGCACAUCAAGUUCGCGGUGGCGCCCUGCGCGGGAUUAGCAUUAUUUGCCUGCCUGGUCAAGGGCGAGCUGUCGCCGAUCGACAUUUUGUGGACGUUUUCCAUUUUCCUGGAGGCCUUGGCCAUCGUGCCCCAGUUGUUUGUGCUGCAGAGAUACCGAGAAGUGGAAAAUCUCACAGGACACUACGUCUUCUUCCUGGGCGCCUACCGCGGCUUAUACAUCCUCAACUGGGUGUACCGGUCCUACUACGAGCAGUUCUACCGCCACAACUGGCUGGUCUACGUCUCGGGGGCGGUGCAGACGGCGCUCUACGUCGACUUUUUCUACUACUACGUCGUCUCGAAGUACUACGGCGGCAAGCUGACGCUGCCCACGUGAGCGCGUACACCAGGCCCUUCCUCGCGUAAACACACAAUCAUUAAAUUA
Pelagomonas calceolata is the source of this 943-nucleotide messenger RNA. The record is from the annotation of a GenBank genome assembly. Lineage: Eukaryota; Pelagophyceae; Pelagomonadales; Pelagomonadaceae.